Arabidopsis lyrata subsp. lyrata is the source of this 2215-nucleotide messenger RNA. RefSeq names its product TLC domain-containing protein At5g14285. Bases 111 to 857 code for a protein of 248 amino acids. The record is from RefSeq and is a predicted model, not a curated record. The transcript has 2 exons. NCBI's taxonomy places the organism in Eukaryota, Viridiplantae, Streptophyta, Magnoliopsida, Brassicales, Brassicaceae. Gene Ontology annotation, cellular component: membrane.
CUAUCGUUUUAGCUAACUCAAAGAGUCGAGACGACAUAAAAAGGGAUUGUUUCUUCCGUGUAGAUUCUUCUUCUUCUUCCAUUGUCGUUAGGGUUGAGAAUCCGAUCUCAAUGUCGAUCAAUAUCGGAGAGUUCUCCAUUCCAGACCUCCCUCUCUUCUUCUCCAUGUUCUUAACCAUCUACCUAAUCGCUUACUUCAUCGUCUUCCGCAAUUGGAAACCACAAAUCCGUCCCGAAGCUUCAAGCUGCCUGAUCUCAAUCUUCCACGGCACUCCGGCGGUUUUCCUCGCCACACGCGCCGUCUUCUCCUCCUCCGCACGCUCCUUCGCCUCCGCAAACACAGCCGCUCAAAACACCGUCCUCGAUUUCAGCGUCGCUUACUUCCUCACCGAUCUCUUCCACUACAUCGUCUUCAACCCUAACGACGUCCUCUUCAUCGGCCAUCACCUAGCCACUCUAUUCGUCUUCCUAACCUGCCGGUUCCUCGUCUUCCACGGCGCUUGCGCCAUCUUAGGCCUCCUGAUUCUAGCCGAAGUCACAAGCGCGUGUCAGAACGCGUGGACGCUCGCCGGAGCAAGGAAGAAUGAUCCGGAAUCACGAUUAGCCGUAAAAGUGUACGAUCUCUUGUCCCCUCCGUUUUACGCCUUCUACAGUAUCGUUAGGGGAGUGUUGGGACCUUUGUUUUUCGGGAAAAUGGUUGCGUUUUACGCUCGAGGCGGUGCUCAUGGUGUGAUUCCUAAUUGGUUGUGGAUUUCUUGGGCUAUUGUUGUUGGAACUGCUAUUACUGUUAGUAUACUUUGGAUUUGGAAUCUCUGGAUAGAAUUGUUUAGACAAAGGAAGGCUAAGAAAAUUAGAUAAUACUUUCUUCUCAACAAUCAUUGUUUGAGCUUCCUUUCCAUUGUACUAUAUAUUAUAUAUAUAUAUAUAUAUACCAUUAUUAUUCUCACCUUUUAGAAUUCUCUAAAUUAUGUAUGUUUUGGAAUAAUAGAUUUGCUUUUCGAUAAGCAGUAGUAUGUGCAAAAUGCACUUUUUAAUUCAUCUCUGUAUUGCUCAGAAAGUUCUUCUCUUAAGAGUUGCUACCCAUUGAUUUACAGUUUGUGACAUACAUAUGUCUUGUCUUUCUGCUACACUUGCUUCCUCAUCUCUUGAUUCUUGAUAUUCGUGAGAAUUUAGAAUUCUACAAAAUGGAGGGUACUAGAACCAAGUGUUGGAGCUAAUGUAAGUUGCCCAUAGCAUUUUCUGUAAACAACUCUGAUUGACUUAGACUUGACAAGUCAUAGCUGCUACUUUUUCUGUUGGAAGAUGAGAAACAAAACUCUUGCUCGACUUACCCACAAAUGAACAGCGUACAACAAAGCUUAGACUUUUGUAGGAUUGAAAUUUCAUGCCCUUAUCAUUACAGAUUCAGUCAGUCAUGUUAAACUCUGGCAUUGCAUAGUCAUAGAUAGGCCACAGUAGAAGGAGUAUAUGUGGAUUUGUGUUUAAUACAAUAGAUCAUUAUAACCAGAAAUAAAUCAAUGAUUGACAGUCUAACUACUAGCAUGUAAGCCACAAUAAUAAGCCACUUGCGAUUUCCUUGUGCUAUGAGGAUGUUUUAUGAAACCUUUGAGCGGGGAAAGUGAAGUAGCGGAAAGCUAGAAAGCAAUAGCCAAAACUUGCUUCACAGAAGCUAUGACACAAAAUCAAGGCAGAGAAGGUUAACUUACCUCACGUGUAUGACAGCAUCGACUAAGGAGACACCUGAGAUGGAGUUAAAAGUUUGUUAAGCGGGGAAAACAUGAAGUGGGAGAAGACAAAGUUCAAAAUGAAAUCUCGAGUGGUCAUGACAAGCAAGGUUCGCAGAUGUUCUACAGUGAUUGUCCUCCUGUGACCUUGCAUUGCACACUCUGGAUUCAACAAGAAGUUGUUGCAACACAAUUAUGUAACUAGACCAGCUCAUGGAACCAGUCGAACGAGCCACCCCUGGAACAUUUUUUCCUUCUGAUACAGUUGCCAUACCGUGUAUAUAUGUCAUGACCCAUGACAGGACCAACACCUAAUCCCCAGAAACCAGCAACUGGUAAGCCAUAUAGUAUUCAUUAACUUGCAACAUCAAAAUUUAGCUGGUGAAGUGUAAGAAAGUACAAAGCACAGAGAUUGAUAUCUUUGCCUGUUAUAAUCAUUGGAUUGUGAACUUUCAUGAAUUGAAGAGAAUGGGGAGAGAAUUGGGGACUAAA